AUGAAAGAACGUGUCAGAAGGUUGUCUCAUCCUGACUAUCUCCAACAUGAUUUAAACAUUCUACGCAAUAUUUUUGUGGAAAACUCAUAUCCUCCAAGACUGAUUAAUAAAUUGAUUUGCAAUGUUCCCUUUGUCAAUAGGAACAUUCUCACUGCUAGUACCAUGUCACAACCAGGGCCUUUAGCUCAGAGUAACUCGGCGCAGACUAGUGUGUACUUUUAUGCCCUUCCUUACAUUCCGAAACUAACUAUUGAACUUAGUAAAAUUUUCAAGGAAUUUAAAAACAUCAAAAUAGCUAACAAAAACAUCAAAACUAUACGUCAGUUAUACAGUAAAAUCAAACAACCUUUAACUACAUUAGAAUGCACAGAUGUGGUUUACCGCAUUGAAUGUACUGAAUGUCCAGCAUCAUAUAUAGGUGAAACCGGAAGAAACUUGUCUAGUCGAAUAAUCUCACAUAAAAGCGAGUGUAGAUUAAAUAAACCUACGUGUACUUUGGCAGAGCAUACAAUCAAUCUAGACCAUAAGAUCGAUUUCAACAAUGCUAAAAUAUUAGCCAGAGAAAGUAAUAAAUUCAAAAGAACGUUCCUGGAGAUGGUACAUAUCAGCAAGAGUGAUGACAACAAUCUUAAUAAGAGAUCUGAGAUCCAGAAUCUUAGUAAAAUUUAUAACUAUAUAUUGACUUUCGACUAG
Molecule: messenger RNA, 693 nt
Organism: Diabrotica virgifera virgifera (western corn rootworm)
Lineage: Eukaryota; Metazoa; Arthropoda; Insecta; Coleoptera; Chrysomelidae
Exons: 1
Coding region: 1-693 (230 amino acids)
Source: RefSeq, a predicted model, not a curated record